AUUCCCAAAGAUCCAGCGCAGAGACAGAUGCGGAAACUCGCGAUGUUGAGUAAGAAAUUCCAACAGGUUCACCCCAACGUCUUGGCAAAAAUCCUCAAGGAGGGAACUUUGUACCAAAACGAGGAGAUUGUGGUGAUCAACAAACCCUACGGCCUUCCCGUGCACGGUGGCCCUGGGGUCAAGAAUUGUAUCACUGAUGUGCUGCCAAUUUUGGCCAAGAUGUUGGAGAACAUGAAAGCUGAACCCCUUCACCUCUGCCACCGGCUGGACAAAGAGACCACGGGCGUGAUGGUGUUGGCACGGAACAAGGAGGCGGCAGAAAGGAUCCGGCUUCUCUUCAAAACUCGUCAGGUGGAGAAGAUUUACUGGGCAAUUAGUUUGGGGGACCCAGACCCCGCCGAGGGCAUCGUGGAGAUCCCCAUCGUGGAGAAGGAGGUGCAGAGCCACCAGUCACACUACAAGAUGACGUUGGCUCCCAACUAUCGCUUGUCUCCCGAAGAAGGGAAAGUGGUGAAAAUCCGCAAGAACCGUAACGCCGAAAGCGCCGUGACGCGCUAUCGUCGCCUGGCUCGUUCUUCUGCCUGCUCUCUGCUGGAGCUCCAGCCCAUCACAGGGGUGAAGCACCAGAUCCGGGUUCACCUGGCUUACGGCUUGGGGUGUCCCAUCCUGGGGGAUCACAAAUAUUCCCACUGGAGCAAGUUGGCACCUCAGAAACUUCCUGAAAUCACCUUGAAGAGGUUGAAACUGAAGCAGAGCAAAGCUCGUCACCUCCCUCUCCACCUCCACGCCCACCGCCUCUCCCUGCCCUUGGACAAGCGGAUAGAUCUCGUCUGCAAACCACCUCCCUUCUUCCAGAAGACUCUGGAGAAGCUGGAGCUGGACAUCACUAACGACUAA
This is a messenger RNA of Antrostomus carolinensis (chuck-will's-widow), 897 nucleotides long. It is a transcript of the gene RPUSD4, whose product is annotated as RNA pseudouridine synthase D4. Gene Ontology annotation, biological process: pseudouridine synthesis. Gene Ontology annotation, molecular function: RNA binding; pseudouridine synthase activity. Lineage: Eukaryota; Metazoa; Chordata; Aves; Caprimulgiformes; Caprimulgidae. The annotation marks the transcript as partial. The record is from RefSeq and is a predicted model, not a curated record. The transcript has 6 exons.